Molecule: messenger RNA, 1793 nt
Organism: Musa acuminata subsp. malaccensis (wild Malaysian banana)
Lineage: Eukaryota; Viridiplantae; Streptophyta; Magnoliopsida; Zingiberales; Musaceae
Product: transcription factor MYB1-like
Biological process (GO): regulation of DNA-templated transcription
Cellular component (GO): nucleus
Molecular function (GO): RNA polymerase II cis-regulatory region sequence-specific DNA binding; DNA-binding transcription factor activity, RNA polymerase II-specific
Source: RefSeq, a predicted model, not a curated record
GGUGGACUUCUGAGCCUAAACUGCGGUUAGGCGGUCGGUAAUCCUGCUAUUGUUUCUGUUACUCGAAGAAGAGGGUGGAAAUGGAAGCCCCAGCCAUGGAGGCCGAACCCGAGACUGCGUUUCCUCCUCCUCGCCAUACGACCUCGUCUCCUCCUUCCCCCGUCGCCGUCGUCGACGGGUCGGCGGGAGGAUCGGAACCCGCGGCAGCGGGGGAUGGGAGCAGCGUCGACGUGGCGGUGCUCGAUGGGCCCGCUAGUUGUGGCGGAGACGGUGCGGUGGCGGCCAUGGAGGACCGGGUGAAAGGCCCAUGGUCGCCCGAGGAGGACGUGAUGCUGAGCCGGCUGGUGGACAAGUUCGGGGCGAGGAAUUGGAGCCUGAUCGCGCGCGGGGUCCCCGGGCGCUCCGGGAAGUCGUGCCGUCUCCGAUGGUGUAACCAACUGGAUCCUUACGUCAAGCGCCGCCCCUUCACUGAGGAAGAGGACCGCAUCAUUACUUCUGCUCAUGCAAUCCAUGGUAACAAGUGGGCAUCAAUUGCGAGGCUUUUACAAGGGAGAACAGACAAUGCAAUAAAGAACCAUUGGAAUUCCACAUUGAGGCGUACAUGUAUUGAAGCUAAACAGUACAAAACGAUAUCAUGUGAUUCUUCAGGAGAUGCUGCUGGUAUUGAGAGAGCCAAAGGUUCUUCAGAUGAAUCUCUGUCUUUUAGUAAUGUCAAUUCCUUUAAAUCCAUGGAAGUAAAAGAUCCUAGUUUGAGGGAAAAUGCUUCAGAGAAUUCUGGAGAGGUUGUCGUCAUUAGAGAUGAACCCCUCGUACCUGAGUCGAGAAACCCACCUAACCUCUUCCGACCAGUUGCUAAAGGGAGUGCUUUCAGCCCAUAUAAUAGUACACCUCGUCGGUUGAGUGGUCCUGAAGCAUCAGGACGAGGUCUACUGGGUGGCCCACUUUAUGAAGCCUUCAAACCUGGUGGUGGCAUCUGUAAAUUUCUUAACAAUGUUUCCUGUGAACCUCAGGUUCCGCAACGAUGUGGGCACAGAUGCUGUAUCAUUCAAGAUGGGAGCCAUUCUUCUAGCUCUUCGUUAGGUCCAGAGUUUAUUGAGUUUGUUGAGCCUCCACCCAUUCCAAGUCAUGAGUUGGCCUCUGUAGGGUCUGAAAUUGGCAGCAUUGCUUGGCUUAAAAGUGGCUUGAACAGUAGUUGCACCAGCAUAUAUGCUACUCCACCUGGACAGGUAGAUUCAUGUGGAGUACAUAUCUAAUGCGACAGGAAAAAUCCCCAUGGUCAUCGCUGCACCCAAAGGCAUUGUAAGCGAGUCAACGAGCAUGAUGAAGUGGCAGUUAGUAUGGGAAUGAAGGGAUAUUAGUCUGACCAGAAGUUUGCUUGGAACUGUCAUAAGCAUCCGUUCUUGAUCAUGAGAACAGUGUCUCAUCAAUCAUUGUGGCAUUACAUUCCAGUUUUGGAUAGCCACCUGAUGAUGGUGCUGAUGUAGAUCAGAUCAGAUAGGUCCAGAAAUUGUUAUGACUCUGUCUGGUGAGCACUUGAAUAUUCCUCUAGUGAAUCAGAAUGCUUCAGUUUUCAUACACCUCUCCUUUAUUGGUGUGCUAGACUUGUCAGUUUCUUUGUUGUAAUUUGCAAAAAUAGGAGGGCGUUGGUCCUGCAUCAGCCUGUAUAGCAGGUAUUAUGCCUUCCUUAUCUAGUAAACCCAGAAAACAUGAUUCAUUAAAGGCCGCUUGAAUGGGUAGUCUGUGUCUCUUUGCAUCAGUGCCAUUAUGAAACAAUGUAGAACGAGUUUGAUUCU